Messenger RNA from Didymella exigua CBS 183.55, 408 nucleotides. RefSeq lists its product as uncharacterized. The record is from RefSeq and is a predicted model, not a curated record. The transcript has a single exon. The coding region runs from base 1 to 213 and encodes 70 amino acids. Lineage: Eukaryota; Fungi; Ascomycota; Dothideomycetes; Pleosporales; Didymellaceae.
AUGGUGAGGUUCGUCAGCUUCUAUCUGCGGGUACUAGCCGACGAAGAGCAGCGGAUUGUGCGCUUUGGAGAGCAGCAGAAUGCAGCCGCUUAUGCAGAAAGCUGCUCAGCAUCAGGCAGCGAGGAGGACAGCGAGGAGGACAGCGAGGAGGACAGCGAGGAGGACGAUGACGGCAAGAGCAGUAAAGCUGAUAGCAACAGCCUGCGGCCCUGACGUACAACACGCAAUCGAACGCAGCUAGAUAGGGUGAAAGAUGCACGUGAGCUCUUCACAUGGACAGACAAGCAGAAGUCAUUUAGGAUCAAGCUAUAGGACGCGCUAGAUGGCAACAACAGAGCAGCUUAGACAGAGGCGCUUCUUGCGUUAAUUAGCUCGUUUGUCUUCACAACAUAUUACCCUAUAGCGCUG